AUAAGAUGUCUGAAGACUCUCUUGUCGUCACCUGCUCUGUCUCCCAAGAUCCCGACUCCUUCGUUCCUACCUAUGCUCUCAUCGAUACAGGAGCAUCAGGAUAUGCGUUUAUUGAUCAAGGUUUUAUGGAAAAAUAUGGACUCUCCUCCGAACCCCUGAAGACACCACGCCUCCUUGAGGUAAUCGAUGGUAGGCUAGUCGAAUCAGGAAAAAUUACCCACGUCGCUCGUCUUUCAUUAGAUAUCCAUGGUCACCAGGAAACUGCUCCAUUCUUCGUUACCCAGUUGAGUCACUAUCCGAUUGUAUUGGGAAUACCUUGGAUGCGACAUCAUGAUGUUACGAUUCGGCCGAAGGAAAAUUUACUUGUUUUUGACUCUCUAAGCUGUUGUCAACACUGUUCACUCAGUAGAACGACAGUUACUGUCCAUGGAAUUUCGAUCCCUCUACCGGAACAUCAUACUGUUGUCGUUUCAGCAGUUGAAAAAUCCACCGUCGACGUCAAGCAACUAGUACCAAAGGAGUUCCACCAUCGUCUCCAUAUGUUCCAAGAAUAUGAUGUUUCAGUCCUUCCACCACAUCAGCCGUCACAUGAUAUUGAGAUCGUAUUGGAGGAAGGUAAACGACCACCGUACGGACCAAUAUAUGGAUUAUCCCAGGUUGAAUUAAAAGCACUACGGGAAUACCUUGACGAAAAUCUACCUAAAGGAUUUAUUCGAGCCAGUGAGUCACCAGCGGGAGCACCCAUACUAUUCGUAAAGAAAAGUGAUGGGACUCUUCGGCUUUGCGUAGAUUAUCGGGGCCUCAAUGCAAUCACGAUCAAAAAUCGGUAUCCGUUACCAUUGUUAAAAGAAACCCUGGCCAAGUUAUCAAAAGCGCAAUAUUAUAUCAAGCUGGAUCUACGUUGGGGAUAUAACCAAAUCAGGGUCGCCGAGGGAGACGAAUGGAAGACGGCGUUCAGGACUCGUUAUGGACACUUCGAGUAUACUGUAAUGCCGUUCGGAUUAGCUAAUGCCCCUGCCACGUUCCAACAUUGGAUCAAUGAUAUUUUACGACCAUACCUCGACCAAUUUGUGACAGCAUACCUAGAUGACAUUCUUAUCUACUCGGAAACCCUGGCAGAACACAAAGAGCACAUUCGAAAGGUUUUGAAAGUACUUGAUGAGAAUCAUGUUCACUGUGAGGGAUGCGUAGAAGUCUCCAAGGUCUCUUCAGUCAACGUCGAGUAUGAUUCUCCUUGA
Morchella sextelata is the source of this 1238-nucleotide messenger RNA. RefSeq lists its product as uncharacterized. The annotation marks the transcript as partial. The transcript has 2 exons. The record is from RefSeq and is a predicted model, not a curated record. NCBI's taxonomy places the organism in Eukaryota, Fungi, Ascomycota, Pezizomycetes, Pezizales, Morchellaceae.